UUGUGACGUGUGCUCAUGUUGCCUUCGGGCAUGUUGGAGGAGCAUGCUGAGUGACAGUGGGUCUGACGAGUCAACCAGCUGAGCAAGGGACAUGCACUGCCUGGUGUCACUUCCUCACUCCCCCACUCCCUCACACGACCACCGAAAUGGCCGGCUGGGGCACCUUCUUCUUUUCCCUCCUGAACUACAAGACGGAAAAGUAUGUCAUCGCAGAGAACAGGAAGAUCGGAAUACUGUUUCGAAUCUACCAAUUGGCCGUGCUGGGAUACAUAAUCGGGUGGGUGUUUGUGAUGAAGAAGGGCUACCAGGAAAGAGAGGAGGCCAUCCAGUCCUCCGUCAUCACCAAGCUCAAAGGCGUCACUCUGACCAACAGCUCUGAGAGCGGCCUUCACCUGUGGAGUGCCGAGGACUACGUCAUUCCACCAAAUGGAGAGCAGGUUUUCUUCGUGGUAACAAAUUACAUUGAGACCCCCAAUCAGAGGCUGGGCUUCUGUGCCGAGAGUUUCAAGGUACCUGAUGGCCAAUGCUUGAGUGAUGAUGACUGCACCGAGGGGGAGACUGUCGUAGCGGGGCAUGGAAUUAAAACAGGCUUGUGUAUAAACAGCACCGGCACUUGCGAGAUUCAUGCCUGGUGUCCUGUAGAACACAGCAAAAGACCCACAGUGCCAUUACUGAACGAAGCCGAAAACUUCACCAUUUACAUCAAGAACUUCAUCAGGUUCCCAAAGUUUGAAUUUUCCAAGUCCAAUGUUCUUGACACCACUGAUGACAGCUACUUGAAAAGGUGCUCCUAUGACCAAGUGGACCAUCCUUACUGUCCCAUCUUUCGCCUCGGAGAUUUAGUCAAGUGGGCGGGACAUGACUUCCAGGACAUGGCUGCAAAGGGGGGGUCUGUUGGUAUCCUAAUUGAAUGGUACUGCGAUUUGGAUAAGGACUACUCUCAGUGUAAUCCACAAUACAGCUUCACCCGUUUGGACAUAAGUUUGAACAACUCCGUCACAUCAGGAUACAACUUCAGAUAUGCCAGAUACUAUAAGGAUCAAAAUAGGGAAACCUUUCGCACUUUAUAUAAAGUAUAUGGAAUUCGUUUUGACAUCAUGAUCAACGGCCAGGCAGGAAAAUUCAACAUCAUUCCUACAAUAAUUGCCAUCGGCUCUGGUGUCGCUCUUCUAGGAAUAGGAGCCUUUGUAUGUGAUAUGAUCCUACUGUAUAUGAUGAACACCAGUUCCUUCUAUAGAAACAAGAAAUUUGAGAUCAUCAAUUUCAAGAAAGAGCGGAAUACAAUCAGAGAGAAGAAUCGGGAAAGGGAAAGGAAAUCGAGGAAACCAGCUGCAGAAAAGGGGUCUGCCAACUCCAUGAAACAGAUAGAUGAUACUGAAGCCAUGGAGGUUCAAAACAAGGCAACAGAGGACAAGCGGGGUCCCACCAUUCCACGUAACACCGGCCAGCGGUACACCUCCACCCUCUCUCCACAUGGUGUGGAACCAAAGCAUCACAUCACAUUUGUUUCACACAAUUGAAAAUAGAAGGAAUUGCAAGGCAAAAAUGACCCGCGGCGGUGGUCUCGAAAGGUGGAACCAAAAAAAACUGUAACUCACUCAUCACUUUAGUGACAUGGCUGCUGGCUUGUCACCUGCUCAGAGAGACCGCCUUGACAACUGCACCUGUGUAAAGAUAUACAGGAAGAAAUGUUGCAUUUGCCGGCUGAUGGAAAAUGGAAUCAUCGACAGUUCCAUGAACAUAGGACUCAUCUCAACAUCAACCUUGGCAUUUUGUCGGAUGCCAUGCUGAAUCUUUGCGUAUUCAUUGCCAUUGUUUUAGCCAAUCACUCCUUGACAUUCGAUUUGCAUGAUAUUUUGAGUUGAUUUUAACGGUGCUGACUGACUCUAGCCGCCAGUCACCUGAUCUGGAGAAAUUGUCAUUCAAAGUGGAUUAACCCUGUUGUUAUACUGUGGGUCAAAUUGGCCAAUUCUAAAAUCAAUUAGGAAAGAAAAUAGAGUGAACUAUCCUCUUUGAGCCUCACAAGAGGUAAUAAAACUACAGUAAAAAAAAAAAACCCAUACCAGAGCUAGGUCCCUCCUCCCUAUCCGCUAUAAAUACCGAAAAACGAGGAGAAAUUGAUGCUUCCCCCAUUUUUAUUAUUUAUUAAACCAUUAAUACAUGCUAUGAUCCCCAAACACAUCUUACAUUUCCCCUUAAAAAUAAAUGUCUCACACAUCAAAAGGUGCCAACAGAGCAAAAACAUAUGCGAUAAAAAGGCUCUCUAACUUCCGCUAGCGACCCCGGCUAAAUUUCGCUCCUCCUCUACAUACAAGGAUCUUCAUCUUUCCAUCCAGUUGUGUCACUUCAGUAUGCUUCCUUGAUCAUUUAAAAGUACAUUUUAGAAUAUAAAGUAAAAUGCCUCAAUGCAGCAGAGUUAACUGAGGUGACACACAUUUGACAGAUUUAGCCUCUUUUAAAACUUAAAAUGAGUAAAAAUAUUGUAUACAUGUGUGGUAAAAUGUUGCUUCACCUUAAAACUACAAAUAAUUUUACAUACGCAUUGAAAAUAUUUGCUGAAAACAUCAUUGAUUUUUAAAAAUGUCCCUAAGUUUCUUGACAAUUAAUUAACCUAUUUCACAAAAUGUUUGUGGCUCAUCUUCAAGCGACCUGGACCAUGUCCAAUUUUAACAUCAAAUUUGCCCAUCAUUGACUUCACUGAUGCCUUGAUGCCAUGAUUCGUGCGAUAAAUUCAACAUGUCUGCCUGGUAUUGUGUGCGACUGUACAAAUGUGAGUGUAUUCCGAUAUUCUUUCAAAGGUCUUAUUGCUGCAAAUGAAUGCAUGUCGCCUCGAUAGCAAGUAAAGCAAAAAAGAAAAAAAAGAUUUGACAGAUGCAGAUAAGUACAGAUGUAUUUAUUCCAAUCAGUAAUCACAUUUCUUUGUAUUGAACUUCAAGACGAUACAGAAAGGUGCAACAACAAAUAGUUGCACCUUGUUUAGGAUAUGAUGUGCUACUGUCUGUUAGACUACAUCCAAAUAAUAAUCCUGGGUAGUAUCAUAAAUCAGGUGAGGCCUGGAGUUAUUAAAAGGCAUUGUUGAGUGUGUGAGGAGAAAGGAAAAAUGUCAUGUCAGCAGGUCAUUAUGGAAUAACAUUAAAAUCUAUUUUUGGCUCAUCU
Molecule: messenger RNA, 3156 nt
Organism: Hippocampus zosterae (dwarf seahorse)
Lineage: Eukaryota; Metazoa; Chordata; Actinopteri; Syngnathiformes; Syngnathidae
Gene: p2rx5
Product: purinergic receptor P2X, ligand-gated ion channel, 5
Exons: 12
Coding region: 147-1520 (457 amino acids)
Biological process (GO): response to ATP; monoatomic cation transmembrane transport
Cellular component (GO): nuclear inner membrane; plasma membrane
Molecular function (GO): extracellularly ATP-gated monoatomic cation channel activity; purinergic nucleotide receptor activity
Source: RefSeq, a predicted model, not a curated record